CAUCAACCUCUCAUUCCUUUCUUUUUUAUUUUCGUUCAGUUUUUAUCUUUCCGACUUUUCUUUAUUCUUUCUUCUUUCUUCUUUUUAGUUUGGUCCGAAGGACUCGUUCACAAUCUACCGGUAUUUCUUGUCUGCCGCCUUAGUCGAUGGUUCUCUUUAUCCGCCUUAGCCGAUGUUCUUAUUCAAUCGCCGCCAUAGCCGAUGUUCUCAUUCAACCGCCGCCUUGGCCGACGGUUCUCUUCCGCGGCCUUAGACGAUGGUUCUCUUCUGCGGCCUUAGCUGAUGGUUCUCUUCCUCGGCCAUAGACGAUGGUUCUCUUCCGCGGCCUUAGACGAUGGUUCUCUUCCUCGGCCAUAGACGAUGGUUCUCUUCCGACGCCUUAGCCGAUGGUUCUCUUCCGCGGCCUUAUACGAUGGUUCUCUUCCGACGCCCUUAGCCUAUGGUUUUCCUCAUCCCAGAGAUGCGGCCCAUGAUCUUUGUAGAUGUAUCGGCCAGAUGUGACCCAAUGAAGAUGUCUUUGGAUUCUUAAGCCCAAGCCCAUUGACAUCCCACAGAUAUGACCCAAUGGAAAAGCUUUUGGGAUCCUUAUGCGCAAUUCACCAAUCAGUUUAACCUAGUUGUUACACAGUGUCUGCUCUCUCUCACACCCUCAUUCCCAGAUGGCGAGGAGGGGUAGCUCCCAGCAAAGAAAUGAUCAGCGUAGACUGUCUAAGCAAAGGGCUAUGAGGAUGCAAUCAUGGCGAAAGACAGAGCCCACCCUACUCUGUCCCGUGAUGAAACAGAAAAAAUCCACAUGUUAUGCUAUCGCGCUCGAGUUUCAUCUUAAGCUGAAGAAGAAAAUGCCACUCGAUCAGCACUUGUCCAUCCAAGACUUUAUCAAUCUCAUACCCAAGGGUUAUUUAAAUGCUGAGGAUGGUUCACUUAUGGUAGAUGCCUUUCAUGUGCUUUCUAUCUUUGAAAAGAACGGAAUUCUCCUUGAGAAGGAUUGUCAGUUGACGGAAAGCUUGGUUGAUGUUGUGUGUGAAGAUAAGAAGAAUUGUCUCAGGUACCAUGCAAAGUUAGUGAAAUUGCACAAGUUGAAUCCGGAAGGAAAGGACAAUGUUACCACACUGGAAUACCAUACCUUUCAUGACAACCUUAUUAAACAUUUGAAGAAGGGAGUUCUAGCUGUUGGCUUGACCAUUUAUCCAAGUUAUUCAAAACUGAAGAAUAAGGAAAUAUACUAUCCCACUAAGGCUGAAUGGAAUGGAAAGACUGAAAGUUAUGCACAUGUAAUGGUGUGUACUGGGCACAACUAUGAUGCAAAGAAGAAUCUGUUCUAUGAAUUUCAAGAAUCUGCUGGGGUUAAAGUUUGUGAUCGUGGUUAUGUGAAGAUCUAUGCUGAUUUGGUUUAUCAAUUUGUUGAGAUGGUGGUUUAGAUGAUGGACGACUGAGUUAAUUUGAUUAUGCAGGAUGUGUUUCUACUGCUAACAGAGGUCGUCGGUGUUAUGUGGUUGUUUCCUUUUUCUUUUUGGAACUUCCUAGUCCUUGAACUUUAAACUUCUCUUUAUUUCUCUUUUCUAAUCUGUCUAUCCUUCCCUGAGUAUUAAAACCAAAUUACUUAUCUAUGCAAACGUUUUGCCUUUU
Molecule: messenger RNA, 1626 nt
Organism: Raphanus sativus (radish)
Lineage: Eukaryota; Viridiplantae; Streptophyta; Magnoliopsida; Brassicales; Brassicaceae
Exons: 5
Coding region: 660-1418 (252 amino acids)
Source: RefSeq, a predicted model, not a curated record